UGAGAGAGAGGCAGCGGCUCGUUAUUCACCCCUGCGCCACCGUUACCUCACGCUCUUCAACGAAUACCAUAUUCACAGAUGCGAGAUGCGAGGUGAGCCUGUCGUGUGCCAAAGCAGCUGAAAUUGGGCAGUAUUAGUGGGCAAUUCGCCGUGGGAUCCAUUCACUGAAUCCGACAGCCUACAUACAGAGCGCGUAACGAGAGACGCAGAAUGCCGCUGCUCAUAAUGUGACCGACCGCAUCCAGAGCCGCUUCAUUCAGCUGGAAGAACAAACUCGCUGAUCAACAAAUCCUAUCUCGUCUCAGGAGGGAAAAACAACAGCAACAUGGGGGAGCAGCCCAUCUACAGCACCCGGGCACACGUCUUCCAGAUAGACCCCAGCACUAAGAAAAACUGGAUGCCCACCAGCAAACAUGCGGUCACUGUAUCUUACUUCUACGACAGUACCAGGAACGUGUACAGGAUCAUCAGCUUGGAUGGAUCGAAGGCAAUAAUAAACAGCACUAUCACCCCGAACAUGUCCUUCACAAAGACAUCUCAAAAGUUUGGCCAGUGGGCCGACAGCCGUGCCAACACAGUGUAUGGGCUGGGUUUCUCCUCCGAGCAUCAUCUGGCCAAGUUCGCAGAUAAAUUUGCAGAGUACAAAGAAGCAGCCAGAAUAGCCAAGGAGAAGUCUCUAGAAAAGAUGGAGCUGGCAAGUUCGCCCUCUCAGGAAUCGCCUGCUGACAUUCAUUCCCCUCUGACUCCACCGGUCACUGCGGACCUCUGCCGAAUCAACGGCACUGGUGAUGAUGUCACUCUGUCUGACGUGUCACCCAACUCUAUGCUUCAAUCAGAUCUUUCUCCGACCACGCCGACUCUUGCACACAGCCCAACUACCAACAAACACUGGGAGGCAGAGCUAGCAGCGCUAAAGAGCAACAAUGCUAAGCUCACAGCUGCUCUGCUGGAGUCUACAGCCAAUGUCAAACAAUGGAAACAGCAGCUCGCCGCUUAUCAGGAGGAGGCUGAAAGGCUACACAAACGAGUUUCAGAAUUGGAAAGUCAAAGUAGUCAAACCAACGUGAUCAAAUCCCAGAAAACGGAGCUGAACCAAACAAUAGAGGAGCUGGAAUGCACUCUAAGGGCAAAGGAAGAGGAAAUGGUGCGAUUGAAAGAAGAAGUAGAAAACGCCAAGCAGCUUCAAGCUCAAAAAGAUGAACUCACCAAAAAAUUAGAAGACACAGAUAUGCGGAACAAGGAACUGGAGGAACAGUUGUCUGACCUGGAGCAGCGCCUGGAGUCCAGUCAGGUGGACCAGGAGAACCUGCGCAAGAACCUCAAAACCCUGCUGGAGAUCCUGGAUGGAAAGAUCUUCGAGCUGACCGAGCUGAGAGACAACCUAGCCAAACUCAUCGAAGACAGCUAGACUCGCAUCUCAAGCAGACAUUUUUAUGAAAAAAUAAAUAAAUAAAAACCAUACAAUGUCCAAUUCAGGCUCAGAGAGAGUCUGACUUUCACAGUCGGACUCUCCUUCACUCACUUACAUGGAAUGAUUAACCUUUGGUUGCACUUGAUUUUGUAUUUUAGUUUUUUUGAGGUAGGUUUAUUCUCUUCAGUGCCACUGCUAACCGGCCGAGUUUUAUUGUUACAAACACUACAUUUUCUUUAUUUCUCGAUGUUUCCUUGAAUUUCCCUCCCCAAAAUAGGCAGCCUGCAAAGACUAUGGCUGCAGAUAGGCUCCUACUCUUUAACGGUGCUGGUUUCGUGUGCCUGGCUGUUGGCGUAAAAUGGACGUUUCUUAUGCUGCUGAGGACACUUACAUGAAUUACACUGACUGGAUCUUCAGUCGCAUUUUAAGACUGGAUAUUCAGAGCCAUAUGUUGUAGCCAAACGUUAUUGGCUCGCCUCUUCCCCUUCAUGGAAACUGCCUCAAUGUUCAGUCAGUCAAAGUUUCAGGAUACUCAACCGCUGACUCAAAAAGCUCUUGACAUUUAGCAGAUGCUGAGAUGUAGAUGUGGCGUAAACGCUUUAGGCCUGUAAUAUACACCGAGCAAUAUUAGUGUGAGCGUCUGUAUGGCAGAUUAGUGUGAGCCACCUCAAUGCAUCCGUCAGGUACUCAAAUGCUCGAAAGGACAAAUUUACGGUCAACUUUCGGAUUUCUCCAGCGAUCAGUGUAUUGCUUUUGGAUCGUAUUGGCCUUAUUAUAUCCCGUAUCUAUACAUUUUUCAGGAUUUUUUCUUGAAGACGAGGAUCUUCCUUUUGUUUGUUAACUUACCAAAUGCAAUUAUGUAUUCGAUUCCUUACGAUUUUCAAUAACGCUAUUAUUGUAAUAUUUAAAAGGUCCAUCCUGCUGAUGGCUGUUACGGUACAUAGAUCACUGUCAGUACGAUUGUAUUUAUAUGUGGGGAAAAUUCUGUUUUCGAUUUCCCGAUGUUAAUAAAGACUAUUUAAAGAUA
Messenger RNA from Danio aesculapii, 2438 nucleotides. RefSeq names its product homer scaffold protein 1b (gene homer1b). Gene Ontology annotation, cellular component: cytoplasm; postsynaptic density; plasma membrane. Gene Ontology annotation, molecular function: G protein-coupled glutamate receptor binding. The coding region runs from base 326 to 1408 and encodes 360 amino acids. The transcript has 9 exons. The record is from RefSeq and is a predicted model, not a curated record. NCBI's taxonomy places the organism in Eukaryota, Metazoa, Chordata, Actinopteri, Cypriniformes, Danionidae. Gene Ontology annotation, biological process: regulation of store-operated calcium entry; G protein-coupled glutamate receptor signaling pathway.